Messenger RNA from Caenorhabditis briggsae, 4221 nucleotides. The record is from RefSeq and is a predicted model, not a curated record. The transcript has 21 exons. Gene Ontology annotation, molecular function: metalloendopeptidase activity. Lineage: Eukaryota; Metazoa; Nematoda; Chromadorea; Rhabditida; Rhabditidae. Gene Ontology annotation, cellular component: plasma membrane. Gene Ontology annotation, biological process: protein processing. The coding region runs from base 1 to 4221 and encodes 1406 amino acids.
AUGCGUCGUAAAAUGAAAUUCUGCGCUCUCUUGCAUAUUGACGAGCAAAUUCAAGAAUUCGAACGGAACUCUUCAAAAAUUCCUGAAAAUUCCACCAGAAAUGUCUGUGAAACUCCAGAAUGUGUGAAUUUGGCUCAUGAAUUGCUAAACUGGCGAGACAAAACUGUAAAUCCCUGUGACAAUUUCUAUAAAGCAUCGUGUGGAAAUUAUAUCGAACUUGAGAUAACGGAUGGGACGAGAAAUACGAAAAAGGGAAAGGUGAUUAAGAGACUGAUUAAAGAAAUUUUGGUAAAAAAUCACGAAACCGAAUCGAAAUCGGAAAACACCAUGAAGCAAUUGUAUUGGAAAUGUGAGGAUUUGAAAAAUAAAACGAUCUUCAAUUCGCAAUACAACAAAAUGAUGAAAGAAAUUUUCCGGGAUAUUCAAUUUGUUGGUCCUUCCCCCAUUUUUAAUUCAAAAUGGAAACCAUCAAUGUUUGAUUUGAAUAAAAUGCUUUCAAAUUUGGCAAAACUAGGCCAUUAUAACUUUGGAUUGUACAAAUUGACUAAGCGGCAAGGAUGGGAUAUGGUUUUGGAGACUGAUUAUGAAGGCGUCCAGCAUUCUGGAGAGCAGAAAAUGUUUCAGAUAAUCUCCGCUAUCCUCGAAGCCAAUCAAAUCAAAUUCAAUGAGAGUUCAAUCCAUGAAGAUUUACGAAAUGUACAUGAAUUUUAUGAGGAGCUGAAAGUGAAUUCCUCUGGAUGGAACAAAUUGGCGAAAAUCGCUCCUAAUAUUCAAUUUGAGACGAUUCUCAAAAAUUUACUACACCCGAAAAAUGGAAAUUGGACAAUGCUGAGACCGAAAAUUCUAAAUGCAGAAGCGGUUUUUGAGAAAUUUUCCUUGAAUCGAACGAAUACUAAUGGAACCCUGUCUAAAAUUUUGGCAAAUUAUUUGGUUUUGAGAUUCAUCAAAAAUUCGUAUUCUUCAAUUUCCUACACGGCUACUGUAGCAUCGAACAGAGCAUGUGAUGACCUAGUCAUUCAUAAUUUGCCACGUGCCACACUCCGUGCCUUCGUACAACAUCAUUUCGAUAGAGAAAAUCUGAAAAUCGUAUCAGAAAUGCUGGAAAAAACGAGACAUACCUAUUUGGAAAUCAUUGGAAAUACCACGUGGCUAUCGGAGGAAGGAAAAAAGCGCGCGAGUUUGAAAAUUGAAAAAAUUAAAAAAUUGGUCGGAUAUCCGGAUGAAUAUAAUAAAAAAGGAGCACUAGAUGAGACUUUCGAGACAUUAGAUACCAAAAAAACAGAUUCAUUUUAUACCCUAAUGAAGAAAAUCAAAAAAUAUCGAGCUGAGAUUUUGAUGGAUUUUAUUGCGUUCAAUAAGACACUGGAUCCGAAUAAAGAAUUGUUUACGGUUAAUGCAUUCUAUUCAGCGGCAUUGAAUCAAUUGAGUAUAAUGGUCCCAUUCAUCGAUGAACCCAACAUGGAUUCCUCUUAUCCAGUUUAUGCGAAAUAUGCAGUGACCGGGGAUAUUCUAGGUCAUGAAAUGGGUCACAGUAUGGAUACAUUAGGAAUUCAAUGGAAUGAGUUUGGAGAAUAUGAGAGAUGGAUGCCAGAAGAAGAUGAAAAGAAAUAUAAAAAGAGAAUUCAAUGUCUGAGAGAUCAAUAUGAACAUUAUGAUGAUCCAGAUUUCGGGAAACAUAAUCUCAGAAUCUCAGAAUCUCAGAAUCUCAGAAUCUCAGAAUCUCAGAAUCUCAGAAUCUCAGAAUCUCAGAAUCUCAGAAUCUCAGAAUCUCAGAAUCUCAGAAUCUCAGAAUCUCAGAAUCUCAGAAUCUCAGAAUCUCAGAAUCUCAGAAUCUCAGAAUCUCAGAAUCUCAGAAUCUCAGAAUCUCAGAAUCUCAGAAUCUCAGAAAACCUCAAAAAGAAAGAAUUUCAGAAAACCUCAAAAAGAAAGAAUUUCAGAAUUUCAGAAUUUCAAUUUUUUCAGCUCGACUCCUCCAAAGUCAUCAACGAAAUCAUUGCUGACCGCCACGGAAUCGACGCGGCCAUUCAAACCUACCGUAGCCUCAAACUACAAAAUGAGCCAAAAAUCAUUGGUUUCGAAAAUGAGAGUCCCGAAAAAAUGAUGUUCCGGAUAUUAGCCCUGAAAAACUAUCAAAAUACAAGUGUGGAGCCGUGUGAGGAUUUCUUUGAGCACUCGUGUGGCCGGCUCCAUGAGCACAUGCUAGAGGACUCCAAUUGGGGAUAUAGCCAGUUCAGAAUGUUGAUGUAUCAGGUUUUUUGUGAGUUUUUUUUCAGAUUUUUUUCUUUAAAAAUUUUCAAAAAAAAAAUUCCAGCUAUAAUUCGAAAAACUAAGAAAUUCACUUCUCGACCCAAAGAGCAACUUCGGAUUUUCGCUAAAAAGUGUUUGGACCGUGGAGCCAUGAAUAAGGAUAAUUUGGAAGGACUGAGAAAGGAUAUUCAGAUGAGAGGAGGAUUUCCAAUGAUUGAUUCGAAUUGGGAUGAGUCGAAGUUUGAUUUGAGUGAAAUGCUGUCCAAGUACCUCUCGAUAAAUCGUAAUCGAAUGGGUUUCUUAUCAGUUGAACCAUUCACUACUGUUGAAAAUGGUACAGUAGUCAAUAUGCUCUACGUUGGACCCGGUCCACAAUACGUUUACAAUUAUGCAAUGUCAAUUGGAAUUUAUAAGGACUCGGUGGCUUUUAUUCUUGAACGACUAUUGAAACUGGAAAAUCGCACACUGAAUCGUACCGAAUAUGAGGAAGAGUUUCAGAAAUUGGUGGAUUUGGAGGAGAGAUUUGCGAAUGUGAGUUGCCAAUUUUUCUCUGAAAAGUUGAAAAAUUCUAAAUUCCAGCUUGCUGACUAUAAAAAUCUCAACUUGGACAAUGACAACAUGUCCAAAGCAAAAAAUCUCAGUGACUUAGCUAAAAUGAUCCCAGAAAUUGAUUGGUAUAAAAUUAUGAGAGCACUACCUAGACAGAAAAUGACGUCAGAAGAGGAGAAGAAAUUUUUCUCGAAGAUUCGGGUUCAUGGAGGUGGAGAAUACUUUUUUGGAGAGAAAAGGGAGCUUGCUCAAAUCGCCAUAACAACCCCAAAAACAGUGCUUGCCAACUAUCUGGUGGUCCGCCAAAUUAUUGAUGUUGCCCUUUAUUAUUACGACAAAGAUCAACCAAGACAAGGAAAGUUUUAUAAUCAUGAGAAUCAACAAGUGUUUUGUGUAGAUCAACUCGCCUUCUUUUUCCCAAUGCCCUCAAUGAAUGUGUUCAUCGAAACCAGCGGAUAUAAAAUGGAAAAUUUGAAAAUCAUUGAAAGGAUUUUCAAAGAAAUCAAGCUGGAAUAUACCCAACUUUUCCAAGAAAACCAGUGGUUGGAGCCGAAAAUUCGAGAAUUUUUUAUCAGAAAAUUGAAUGCGAUUAGUGGAAAAUUUGGGUUUCAAGAGUACAUAGAGGGACAACCUUUGCUGGAAAAAAUGUAUCAGACUGUAAGUCUAGACUUCCUGGAAACGGACACCCCUUAUCAGAUUUAUAUGAAAAUGUGGAGGCAUCGAACGGAGCAAGUAGUUGAGCAUAUAAUGUAUAACACACCAUUGAAUCCAGUGAAUUUGAGACAAUUUGCAUUGUAUGCUGCAUAUAAUUCGUAUGGAAAUGUUUUUAACAUCAAUCUUGCCUAUCUAACUUAUCCAUGGUUUGAUGCGGAUUUCCCGUCCUACAGUAACUAUGGAUAUUUGGGAUAUGUGAUUGGUCAUGAAAUUGGUCAUGCGUUUGAUCAUUUUCAUAGAAAACUUGAUGAAAACGGAAUUCAGCAUAAAUUUUGGUUAACCGAAACGAAUUCGUCGAAUAUUGAAUAUAAUAAAAGGGAGAAAUGUUUGAGAGAUCAGUACUCGAGCUAUAAGGAACCCGGUUAUGACUUUUUUAUGAACGGCACUGUAACUCGAUACGAAAUUGUUGGGGACCAUCUCGGUCUUCGAACUGCUUAUAGAAUAUUCAAAAAAGCUGAAAAUUUGGAUACUGUAAAAUUGCCAGGAUUUGAUGACGUUUCACCGGACCAAAUGUUCUUUUAUAGUUAUGCACUGAGACAAUGCGACAUCUAUAACCCAACUAUAAGACCCGAAUAUCUGAAAGGCCGUCCCCACCCUACAAGCCGUUUUCGAGUGAAUGGAGUCAUUCAGAAUCUUCCAGAAUUCUCAGAAGCGUUUAAUUGUCCCAAAACGGCGGCUAUGAACUUGAAAAAUAAAUGUACACUUUUCUAA